AUAGCGUUAAAUAAAAAGAUUCUAAAGAUCUUCGGAAUGUGUUUGAAUGACGAAUGCGCUUCACCAAAAGAGCGAAUCGUUAGCAAAUGCGUCAAUUGGGCAAUGUUGUGGAUUUCCAUUUGUACAGUUGGCGUUAGCUUUGAGUACGUGGUCUCGCAUUUUUCCGACACCGAAAGUAUUCUGUUUGCUGUGAUGCAAAUGGCUGCAAACACUGCUUCAGGUGGUGGAUACUGGACGUUUUACAACAAAAAGUACCAAGUAUCCAAGUUUCUCAACCAUAUUGAAAAUUUGGUCAAAUUACGUAUUCGAGCAAAUCCUGAUUCGGAAAAACUCUACGAAAAAGCUGAAGAGAAUUCAACGUUUGUUGCAAAGUGGCCGCUUAUUGUUUUCAUAAUGAACUAUGAUUUUGUAUUGGUUUUCGCCACAACUUACACGGUAAUUUUUGAAAUGAUUCCCGCCAGAAGUGAUCCAGCCACUUGGUAUGGCAUGUACAAAAUGAGCUUUCCAUUCGAUGUGCAUUCUUUACAUGGAUAUUUCGCAUAUUUAAUCAUGGUAAUCGUUGCAUUGCACACCUAUGCCAUUCUGAUUACAAGUCAAGCCGCAUUUUUCCUUGGUGCGUCAUUUUACCUGGAUGCCUUCACCGAAGAUUUUAACCAACUGAUGCACAAAUUAAACCGAAUCGUUGAAAAAACACACCAAUUCAAAUAUGCCGUUCAGACUCGCCUAUUCCAAGCCGUUAUAUUCAACAUUCAAAUUAUUGAGUUUGUACAAAAAUCGAUUAUAAAUAGAACUUGA
This is a messenger RNA of Sitodiplosis mosellana (orange wheat blossom midge), 795 nucleotides long. RefSeq lists its product as uncharacterized. NCBI's taxonomy places the organism in Eukaryota, Metazoa, Arthropoda, Insecta, Diptera, Cecidomyiidae. The record is from RefSeq and is a predicted model, not a curated record. The coding region runs from base 37 to 795 and encodes 252 amino acids. The transcript has 3 exons.